CGCCGAUUUCCUCCGCACCCAUCCCGCAAGCACCACAGCGGGUCCGCUCUUGGCCUGCUGGACUGCUUUGCAUCGAUCUGCAUCGCCCUCGCGCAAAAUGUCUCUGCUUAUGCGUCGGUGGAGCUUGCUCGGCACGGUUUCCCAAAGAUGUAUUUCUUCGUCAGCUGUUGCUCUCCGGCCCAAGUCGUCGUCGGCGUUUUCUGAGAAGCUCGAGAAAGGCCCUUCGUUGGGAGAGUUCAUCAAGGCUUCAUCCCAGUUCACGGUCGAAGAGGCUCUUGAACUCAAGUCGCAGGAUUCAUCGAAGCCUUUCAACAAAAAGCACGUCCGCCUGCCCGAAUGGCUCAAGACCGACAUUCCUGUCGGCACCGAUUUCAAUCGGAUCAAGCAGGAUCUCCGAGGCCUCAAGCUUCACACUGUCUGCGAGGAGGCCCGCUGCCCCAACAUCGGCGAUUGCUGGGGUGGUGGUGAAGAAAAGACGGCAACGGCAACAAUAAUGCUCAUGGGCGACGAGUGCACUCGUGGCUGCCGCUUCUGCUCUGUCAAGACCAACCGAAAUCCCUCUCCGCUGGACCCAACCGAGCCCGAAAGUACAGCCGAAGCCAUCUCGCGCUGGGGCUUGGAUUACGUUGUUCUCACAUCGGUGGAUCGCGAUGAUCUGCCUGACGGAGGUGCCAAUCAUUUCGGCACGACCGUGGAGCUCAUCAAGCAAAAGGCGCCACAAAUACUCGUCGAGUGCCUUACUGGCGACUUUCGUGGCAACCUAAAUGACGUCGAGCGAGUUGCCCGCUCGGGGUUGGAUGUCUAUGCCCACAAUAUCGAGACCGUCGAGAACCUCCAAAAAUACGUCCGCGACCGCCGUGCCAACUUCCGACAGUCCCUCAGUGUGCUGGAAAAGGCAAAGUCGGUUCGCCCCGACCUUGUCACGAAAACAUCCAUGAUGCUGGGACUCGGCGAGACAGACGACGAAGUGCUGCAAGCAAUGAAGGACCUCCGUGCAAUCGAUGUCGAUGUCAUCACCUUCGGCCAGUAUAUGCGGCCCACCAAGAAGCACAUGAAGGUUGAGGAAUACGUUCAUCCCGACAAGUUUGCCCAUUGGGAAGCCGUCGCCAAAUCGCUUGGAUUCCGAUACGUCGCUAGUGGGCCUCUUGUGCGUUCCAGCUAUAAGGCCGGCGAGUUCUAUAUCAAAAACAUCAUUCGCGGCCAAGGUUCCGGUGCCAAGGCUUCUUAGAAACGUAGCGCGAUCGCAAAGCGGUCCGCCGCCGCGCUUUUGCGGUGCAUACUGCAAGACGUGAGUCUAGUAACCCACCACUCAGUCACCGGGCGGUUUUUCAUCCGACCAUCCAGCCCCGUCUUUGUCCAACUUUUCCACAGCUCGCAUGGCAACCUCUGGGGGGGGGAUUCUGCCUGGCCACGUACCAGGCUAACCAGUGCCAGCCCGCCCAUGACGCCGCCGGACAAUGCGGAUCAUCGUGGACGCAGAGUACUGAGCUCGAUCCCUGACAUGAAUACAUAUGCGCCAUGCCGGAACUGCC
Molecule: messenger RNA, 1532 nt
Organism: Polychytrium aggregatum
Lineage: Eukaryota; Fungi; Chytridiomycota; Chytridiomycetes; Polychytriales
Exons: 7
Coding region: 98-1228 (376 amino acids)
Biological process (GO): lipoate biosynthetic process
Cellular component (GO): mitochondrion
Molecular function (GO): lipoate synthase activity; 4 iron, 4 sulfur cluster binding
Source: RefSeq, a predicted model, not a curated record